CCGGUGGGUCGGAGUCCGCCAAUGGGUGUGAGGCACUGGACUGGGACGGUUAUGGCGGUGGUGCCGGUGCUGGUCCUGCUGUUUCUGGCGGCGGCUUGGGGCGGCCCGGGUGUCGCGGGGCAGAAGCGGAAGGAGAUGGUGUUAUCAGAGAAAGUGAACCAGCUAAUGGAGUGGGCCAGCAAAAGAUCUGUUAUUCGAAUGAACGGUGACAAAUUUCGACGCCUUGUGAAGGCGCCACCCAGAAAUUACUCUGUGAUUGUGAUGUUCACUGCUCUUCAGCCUCACAGACAGUGUGUUGUGUGCAAGCAAGCUGAUGAGGAAUACCAGAUUCUGGCAAACUCGUGGCGAUAUUCCAGUGCAUUUACCAAUAAGAUUUUUUUUGCCAUGGUAGAUUUCGAUGAAGGUUCAGAUGUAUUUCAGAUGCUAAACAUGAAUUCUGCUCCAACCUUCAUUAACUUUCCUGCUAAAGGGAAGCCUAAACGAGGUGACACAUACGAACUUCAGGUGCGUGGCUUUGCGGCUGAGCAGCUUGCUCGUUGGGUGGCUGACAGAACCGAUGUCAAUAUCCGUGUGAUAAGGCCACCAAACUAUGCUGGACCACUGAUGCUGGGACUGCUGCUCGCUGUCAUUGGAGGCCUCGUGUAUCUGCGAGGAAGUAAUCUGGAUUUCCUGUAUAACAAAACUGGCUGGGCACUUGCUGCUUUGUGUUUUGUAUUAGCAAUGACAUCAGGCCAGAUGUGGAACCACAUUAGAGGUCCACCCUAUGCUCAUAAGAAUCCCCAUACAGGACAAGUGAGCUAUAUCCAUGGGAGCAGCCAAGCCCAAUUUGUGGCAGAAACACACAUUGUUCUUCUGUUUAAUGGUGGUGUUACUUUAGGAAUGGUACUCCUCCAUGAAGCUGCUACUUCUGACAUGGAUGUGGGGAAAAGAAAAAUUAUGUGUAUUGCUGGUAUUGGCUUGGUGGUCUUGUUCUUCAGCUGGUUGUUGUCUGUCUUCCGAUCUAAAUACCACGGCUACCCAUACAGGUAUGUCUUUCUUGCUGCUUCAGUCAUUGUUCCCCUGUCAUUGCAAUACAGCUAGAACACCAUAGACUUUCUCAAAUGAAGUGAGUAAACUUAAGUUUACCUUCUGGUAUCACUCUUGAUCUUACUUUUCAUAUGUAUUGUGUGCCUACGAAUGAAUCUGUCCCUACUUACUGCUAUUUUCAUGUCUGGUGGUAUUAAUAUAAACCAGACUGGUGAAACAGGCAAAUAAUGUAUUUUAUGAAAUGUAAUUUGGCAGUAAAAACUCUUUCAAAAAUGCUCAGCUUCUUCAAGAGUGGCAAUAUUGGUUGAUAUCAUCUCCAGAAAUAACAGGAUUUGGUGGAUAUAAUGAAUUUUCAAUUGAGCCAAAAGAAAGAUUGUGGUACUCUCUCUUUAAUACCAUUAUAUAUUAUAAAAUAUUUAUAUUCUCAUAGUGGCAUCUCAGCCAAUUUAUACUGAAAACAAAUGUAUCUUUUCUCUUCCUCCAUAUUCGUGCAUCUUGAUUGUUGAUCCUUAUUGUGAGAACAGGGAAAAUGGCUGAUGCUUUA
Molecule: messenger RNA, 1570 nt
Organism: Dryobates pubescens (Downy woodpecker)
Lineage: Eukaryota; Metazoa; Chordata; Aves; Piciformes; Picidae
Gene: MAGT1
Product: magnesium transporter 1
Exons: 9
Coding region: 22-1080 (352 amino acids)
Cellular component (GO): oligosaccharyltransferase complex
Source: RefSeq, a predicted model, not a curated record